CUCUAUCUUUUUCUUUGGAACCACACGGCCUCUAAUUCGAUCGAUCAUGCACUGUUCCUCUCUCUAAAAAUUCCUCAUUUUCAGCUCGCUUUCUCUCUCUAAACCCAGCUCCCAAUGCCGCCGGAGACUCGCCGGAGAUCAUAGGUCCGAUGGCCCGAUCCGCCGCCGGCGCAAGCCCUUGUCUAUCUGCCAAAGCCUUAGCUCAAAGUCCUGAUCCCUCGUAUCCAGCUGCCGCCAGGAAGCCCCGCCGCCGUCGGAUCCGGAGCGCCGUCUUCUCCGGAAGCGCCGUUGCGGGAGGGAGACGGAGUGGACCUGCGACGCCGCUAGUCAGGUGGAAGUUUGAUGUUGGUGAUCGGUCCGCUGAUGUGGUGCCGGAUGAGGGGCCGAAGGUGAGGAGAAAGAGGCAUCGCACCGUCGCUCCGGCGGUUUCAGCGAGGAGGCUUGCUGCAGUGAUCUGGCAGCUCCAGCUUUCGGAGGUUGGGGGUGGCGGCGGGAAGGGGAGAACCGGUCGAGAUGGUACUGAGCCUGUGCCUGGUCAUCUGCAAAACCCAUAUGUCCCUAUUCAUGCUGGUUCUGGCCUCCAUGGCAAUGUAAAGAAUAAGUCUGCAAGCUGGGUUACGGCCCCCAGUCCAGAGAAUGCCAUUUUGCAGAAGUUUGAUGGAUCUGGCACAUUGCAUAACUACGUGAUGGAGAAGGCGACUAAGUGGGAUCCCGGAUGCUCAAAAGCAUCAGAUGACGUCUUUAGGUUUUAUAGUCACCUUAAGCUUCUUGAGGACCAGCAGGUUACCACUGUCUCUGUUGUUUCUGCACUCCAAUCAGAGGUUGAUCAGGCUCGUGCUCGCAUCAGUGAGCUUGAGACUGAACGCAGGUCGGCAAAGAAAAAGCUCGAUCACUUCUUGAGGAAGCUCGCAGAGGAGAAAGCUUCCUGGCGUAGCAGGGAGCAUGAGAAGAUCCAGGCGGUUUUAGAUGACAUGAAGGCUGAUCUUAAUCGGGAGAGGAAGAACCGACAGAGAAUCGAAACAGUGAAUUCUAAGUUGGUCAGUGAGCUUGCAGAAGUCAAGUUAUCUGCCAAGAGAUUCAUGCAAGACUAUGAGAAAGAACGGAAGGCCCGAGAGCUGAUGGAAGAAGUAUGUGAUGAGCUCGCGAAGGAGAUAGGAGAAGACAAAGCUGAAGUUGAAGCCUUGAAGAGAGAAUCUCAGAAGAUUCGAGAGGAAGUUGAUGAAGAGAGGAAGAUGUUACAGAUGGCAGAGGUUUGGCGUGAGGAGAGGGUUCAGAUGAAGUUGAUCGAUGCCAAGCUGACCCUUGAGGAGAAGUAUGUGCAACUACGCAGACUUCAAACCGAUUUAGAGAUAUUUUUGAGUGAGAAGGGCGAUACCAAUCUAGAUAAGGCUGAAAUAAGAGAGGCAGAGGCACUCCGGGAGGCAGUUGGCUCGGUCAAGGUUCAAGAUAUCAAGGAGUUCACAUACCACCCGCCAUCUGCUUCAGAGGACAUUUUCUCCAUCUUUGAAGAGCUCCAACCGAGAGAAGACACCGAUGAAAGAGAGACUGAACCUUGUUAUGGGUAUAGUCCUGCGAGUCGGGCUUCUAAAGUCCAUACGGUGAGUCCUGAUGUCAAUGGAUUCUUGGAAAAAUCUUCCAGGAGAUACUCAACUGGGAUAAUGGAUCGAGAUGGGGAUGUAGAAGAUGAUAGCGGAUGGGAAACUGUGAGCCAUGUUGAGGAGCAGGGAUCAAGUAAUUCCCUCGACGGGAGUGAUCCAUCUGUAAAUGGAAUCUGCGAAGAAAGUAACGCAUCACUGAGUGGUACUGAUUGGGAGGAGAACGGAAUUCAUGGUAGAUCAAGAAGUGAAAUAAGUGAAAUUUGUUCUUUAACUACUAAACAACCGACGAAGAAGACGUCUUCUAUAGUUAGGCUUUGGAGGUCAUCAGGUCCAAAUAAAGGGGAGCAUCCAAAGAAAAUUUCAAUGGAGACGAUCAACGGGAGACUGUCAAAUGGGCGAAUGUCAAAUGCCACUCCAUCUCCAGACAGACGGUCAGGCGAAAUUGGACUGAGCCCGCGGAGCUUGGGCCAUUGGAGCUCACCUGACUCGAUGAAUCCCCACAUCGCUCGGGGGAUGAAGGGAUGUAUCGAAUGGCCAAGAGGCAUGCAUAAGCAAAGUCUAAAAUCGAAACUUCUCGAGGCAAGGGUGGAGAACCAGAAGAUUCAGCUGAAACAGGUCCUCAAGCAAAAAAUUUGAUCUCUUUUCUCUUUCUGAGAGUACCGCGAAAUGAUUCAAUGGUUUUACAAGUUCAUGUGAAUGUAUUGUAGCAUCUGUAGAAUUUCCACUUUGCUGUAUAUUGUAAAACCAAUUAAGAGAUCAUAAUGCACAAAGUGGUGGCAUAAUUAUUUAAUCUAAAA
This is a messenger RNA of Dioscorea cayenensis subsp. rotundata (Guinea yam), 2395 nucleotides long. RefSeq lists its product as uncharacterized. Lineage: Eukaryota; Viridiplantae; Streptophyta; Magnoliopsida; Dioscoreales; Dioscoreaceae. The transcript is spliced from 3 exons. The coding region runs from base 150 to 2234 and encodes 694 amino acids. The record is from RefSeq and is a predicted model, not a curated record.